Messenger RNA from Maniola jurtina (meadow brown), 2515 nucleotides. It is a transcript of the gene Scp1, whose product is annotated as sarcoplasmic calcium-binding protein 1. NCBI's taxonomy places the organism in Eukaryota, Metazoa, Arthropoda, Insecta, Lepidoptera, Nymphalidae. The record is from RefSeq and is a predicted model, not a curated record. The transcript has 4 exons. Gene Ontology annotation, molecular function: calcium ion binding. The coding region runs from base 273 to 848 and encodes 191 amino acids.
AAUGUUGCAUCAUAGUCGCCCCAAUCAUACGUUGCCAAGCUCAAACCAAAUCCUAUAGACUCACGAAUUACUAUAGAGUAGAUAUAUUUAGGCAGUGUAUUGGUAUCCGUGACGUGCCACAUCUUUGUCUUGACCCAAACUCCUAAAGCGCGCGGCAGUCGUUGACCAUCCGCCGUCGGGCACCGCGCUACUCGCCCGGUCAGUAACUCGGAAAGUUUACUCGUGCGAGUUGACUGAAAACAAAGUAACGGAAAGUGUGAAAAGCGUGCACUAUGGCGUAUUCAUGGGACAAUAGAGUCGCUUUUGUGGUGCGCUACCUUUACGAUAUCGAUAACAACGGCUACCUCGACGCCCGCGACUUCCACUGCCUCGCGCUCCGGACGUGCGUGCUGGAAGGCAAGGGCGACUGCAGCGCGAGUCGCUUGCAGAAGUACCAGCACAUCAUGCUGAGCCUGUGGGAGGAGAUCGCGCAGCUGGCGGACUUCGACAAGGAUGGCAUUGUAACGGUGGAUGAAUUUAAAAAUGCGGUACAAAACAGCUGCAUAGGACGAAAGUACGAAGAUUUCCCGCAGGCUUUGAAGGCAUUCAUCGAGACCAACUUCAGGAUGAUUGAUAUAAAUGCUGACGGGAUUAUUGGUGUUGAGGAGUUCAGAUAUGACUGUGUGCAGAGGAUGGUGGUGGAUGACAUCAAGGUUAUAGAUGAAGCAUUCAAUUCUUUGUUAAAUGACGACGACAGAAGAAAAGGCGGCAUGUCAAUCUCUCGGUACCAGGAGCUCUUCGCGCAGUUCCUGAGCGAUCAGAGCGAAGACUGCCCCGCCAAACUGCUGUUCGGACCUUUAGAAUUAUAAGUUAUACACCACUCUACUGAGUACCUACCGGCUGAAGGAAAAAGGAAGGCCGGAAUAAAAACGAAAUACAGUAGCCGGCAAGAAAUAUUGUACAUCGACCUUUAGAAAGGGAUUUCGGCUUCGCAGAGCGUUGUCUCUGUCACUCGUACUAUUUGUGACGUUUUGUCGGUCUUAACGAAAGAAACAACACUCUACGAAAUCGCUAUCUCUUUCUAAAGGUCUAUGUACAAUAUUUCCUGCCCCUUACUGUAGCAUACUUUGAUGCAAUCAUAAAAUAGAAAUAUUCCGUAGGUUGGUAGGUACGCUCCAUUAUAUAGUGUGAUAAUUUGAUGAAAUCUACCGUGGUGGGUAAUAAGGCUGGUCUAUGGAACAUAAUACAUAGAGUUAAAUUCCUGUUAAAAGUAAAACCCGUAGUAAAUCUUUAAUUUGUGGCUUAAACUCUGAGUAGCAUUCAUCUUCGAAAGCAUUGCGGAAAUAGUACCUAUUGAUUGCAUCAAAAAUGUGAAGUCCUGCUGACUUCACUUUUCAUCCUUUAUCUUUUUCCUAGGUCUGUGCGAGUCUAGUCAUAAAAAUUCGUUGAACUGAAAUUAUUUAUCUAUUUAUCUACCUUUAUUUUUAUUCAGUAAUUUAUUUUAAAAUAAGAACUGAUGUUCGUAUUAUUUUUAAUUUUGCAUGUCAAUGCCUGAAUGUCAAUUCACCAUCAAAUUAAAAAAAAACAGACAUUAAAAAAGUUUUCAUUUUAAUGGCAACCGUGGUUGGCUUAUGUAAUAACUUAAUAGGCUUGCGCUUGACAAUAAUCAGGAUUCAGGCCUGAUAGAAAGCAACGAUGUGAUCUAGGUUGGAUAUUCACCCUUGCCUUGCAGCCUGAAGGCAAGAAAAAAAUUUACUGAAAGUCAAUUAUUAUGAAUCGUGUAAAACUGACCUUUUAUCGUGUAAACCCUACCUAAGUAGUCAUAAUUUUUAAAUUCAGGAUAGGUACUUACUUAAGUACCUGGUUGAAAAUGUUUAAAAAGUAUUUACUUAGCCUUUUUAUUAGAGUUAGACAGGUAGAUAAAGAUAGAUUCGGAUGAAAAUACUCGAAAGAACACCCUCAAUACUUAUGUACUAUAAACUGGUUUUAAUUUCAGUUUAAAGUAUUUCGUGGAAGAGAUUUUAUGAAUUUCAGAAUGAUAUGCGAAAAGGUAAAGUAAGUACCUCCUAUAUACGUUAAUUAAUUUAAGGCGUCUUAAUGCUAUUAUUAAGAUGCCUAGGUGGUAGGUACCUGACCUAUAACAUUUAGAAAAUCGUAGAUAUUUCGCUAUUUAUAAAUUUACACAUCAUAGAAAGUCCCGCUAAAAAUACCGAAUUCGCCGCAUCGACGCGAAUGUGGCGUUUAAAUAUAGAUCAUUAAAUAAAGAUGCGUUCUAAAACGCUGUGAUAUUUCAUUAGAUAUAAUUUAAAAAUAAAAUGGUUGGAAGUGUUUUAUUUAAAUAAGUACCUACAUCUCUAAUUAUUAUUGUUAUUUAUUAUUGUCCGUCCUACUUUUACUCAUAUUUAUUUGCAAGUUUCUUUUUGUGUUGUCUUUUCUAUUUUGAAAUGAAUCACGUGAUUUGUUUUUCUGGACUGUUGGUAAUGGUAUUCCUGUUCUGUAUAUUUAAAAUUUAAAUAUCAAUAAUUUUAAAAAAUGU